GCGACGUGCGCAUCGACGCGGAGAUGAAGACGCCCGUCUCGGCGACGGCCACGAAGCUGGACCUGGGCCCGGACCCAGGCCCCUCCGACGGCGUCGACCUCGAGGCCGGGCAGACGCUGCAGAGGGUCGUGGACUUUGACCUCAAGGAGGAGGGCAACCACGUGCUGGCGGUGACGGUGAGCUACUACGAGGCGACGGAGACGAGCGGGCGGACGCGGACGUUCCGCAAGCUGUACCAGUUCAUCUGCAAGGCCUCGCUGAUCGUGCGCACCAAGCCGGGGGCCCUGCCGCCGGGCAGGGACGGCGGGCGGAGGUGGGUCCUCGAGGCCCAGCUGGAGAACUGCAGCGAGGACGCCAUCCAGCUCGAGCGCGUCGCCCUCGACCUCGAGCCCGGGCUGGCCUACUCCGACUGCAACUGGGAGGCGAGCGGGAGCCAGAGGCCCGGCCUGCAGCCGGGUGAGGUGGAGCAGGUGUGCUUCGUCGUCGACGAGCUUGUCGACGGCGGGGUGGGGGUUGCUGCUAGGUCGCAGGAGGGGGGGCGCGUCACCUUUGGCUCCUUGGGCAUCGGCUGGCGCGGCGAGAUGGGCAACCGGGGCUUCCUGUCGACCGGGAAGCUGGGCUGGGGACCGCCAGGCAGGUCCAAGGCAGUUGAGCCGAGGGUUGCGGCCCUGCCCCUUUAGGAUCGGCAGCGACUUUUGGCUAUGGACAUGAUGCUCAGUGGUGGGGUCAUUCAAGAUCUACCAAUUGCUUCCUUGGUUCUUUGGCCGGUACGCCAGGAACAUGAAUCAGAACCAGGUUGUCUCGGAUCUCAGAACCACAAGGAAGCUUGCCUUCUUCAAACGUGCCUUACUACGUAGAUGCGCCUUUCAAGAUGGGACGCAGAAUUCUCAUGUGGUGACUCAAGAUUUUUUGGCGUCGCUUUCGUGUCCCAGCGAAGUUUUAAUUUAGGUAAUAGAAAAGAGGUGACGCGUCCCGUUCGCGUCCGUUGGUCGCGUAAGACGCGCCAAGGGCCCUCGUCACAGGCACGUGGGUGAGUUAAAGUGCGCGCCCAUUUUAAUGAUGAUUUUCAACAUG
Phialemonium atrogriseum is the source of this 1074-nucleotide messenger RNA. RefSeq lists its product as uncharacterized. The coding region runs from base 24 to 680 and encodes 218 amino acids. The record is from RefSeq and is a predicted model, not a curated record. The transcript has a single exon. Lineage: Eukaryota; Fungi; Ascomycota; Sordariomycetes; Cephalothecales; Cephalothecaceae. Gene Ontology annotation, cellular component: TRAPPIII protein complex.